Scleropages formosus (Asian bonytongue) is the source of this 2348-nucleotide messenger RNA. It is a transcript of the gene septin8a, whose product is annotated as septin 8a. The transcript is spliced from 10 exons. Gene Ontology annotation, molecular function: GTP binding. Lineage: Eukaryota; Metazoa; Chordata; Actinopteri; Osteoglossiformes; Osteoglossidae. The record is from RefSeq and is a predicted model, not a curated record. Bases 330 to 1772 code for a protein of 480 amino acids.
AGCGCUCGGGGUCAUUCUGGAUCGCAAACUCAUAGAAGAAAUCCCUCGUUGCUUUUUUUUUCCUCUCUCAGACGUCAUUGCCAUUUUUGAAUGGUGUUUUUUUUUUUUUUUUGUCCGAUACACGGUCGUCCUGUGAGUUCAGUGAAAGAGUUCUCAGUAAAAGCGAGCCCUGUGUGUCGCGGACGGCGGUGACAUUUCUCGGGCGGAGGGGAGUUUCCAGGAAGUGGCCAUAUUGGACAGCGCGAGCCCUCUCCCGCCGUGCGGAGAGAACGGUCCCAGCUGCGCCCCACCACUUCUCCCACAAAAACCUUGACACGCCGCACUGCGUGAUGGCCGCGCCGGACGUGGACGUGUUUUCUAAUGAAGAAAAGAGGAACCUGAAUUUGGGUGGCCAUGUUGGCUUUGACAGUCUUCCGGACCAGCUGGUCAGUAAAUCGAUCACACAAGGGUUUUGCUUCAAUAUUCUUUGUGUUGGGGAGACAGGCAUUGGCAAGUCAAUGCUGAUGAACACACUCUUCAACACCACAUUUGAAAAUGAAGAGGCCAGCCACUACCAGAAUGGUGUUUACCUGCGGCCCAGGACGUAUGACCUUCAGGAGAGCAACGUUAACCUCAAAUUAACCAUUGUAGACACGGUGGGUUUUGGAGACCAGGUCAACAAAGAGGAGAGCUAUAAACCCAUCGUGGAUUACAUCGACACACAGUUUGAGAACUACCUUCAGGAAGAGCUGAAGAUUAAGCGCUCCCUUUUCAAUUACCAUGACACAAGAAUCCACAUCUGCUUAUAUUUCAUCGCUCCUACAGGACACUCGCUCAAAUCCUUGGAUUUAGUUACAAUGAAGAAACUGGACAGCAAGGUGAACAUAAUCCCCAUCAUUGCUAAAGCUGAUACAAUUUCAAAGAGUGAGCUGCACAAGUUCAAGAUCAAGAUCAUGAGUGAGCUGGUCAGCAAUGGAGUCCAGAUCUACCAGUUCCCCACUGAUGAUGAGGCUGUCACAGAAAUCAACUCUUCAAUGAAUGCCCAUCUGCCCUUCGCUGUUGUGGGGAGCAUUGAGGAGGUGAAAGUGGGGAACAAAAUGGUGAAAGCCAGGCAGUACCCAUGGGGAGUGGUGCAGGUGGAAAACGAGAGCCACUGUGACUUUGUGAAGCUGCGAGAGAUGCUGAUCCGUGUGAACAUGGAGGACCUGAGGGAGCAGACACACACACGCCACUACGAGUUGUAUCGUCGCUGCAAACUGGAGGAAAUGGGUUUCAAGGACACAGACCCUGACAGCCAGCCUUUCAGCCUACAGGAGACAUAUGAGGCCAAGAGAAAAGAGUUCCUCAGUGACCUGCAGCGCAAGGAGGAGGAGAUGAGGCAAAUGUUUGUCAAUAAGGUUAAGGAAACUGAAGCUGAGUUGAAGGAGAAGGAAAGAGAGCUGCAUGAAAAGUUUGAACAGCUGAAGCGCAUGCAUCAGGAAGAGAAGAGGAAGAUAGAGGAAAAGAGAAGGGACCUGGAGGAGGAAAUGAAUGCUUUCAAUAGGAAGAAGGUGGCAGCUGAGACUCUGCAGGCUCAGUCCUUACAAGGCCUACAGCAGCCACUCAGGAAGGACAAAGACAAGAAGAACAGGUCUGUAAAAACAGAGAACCAGUCGGGCGUCAGCCUCUCCAGCUCCAGGGUGAUGAUGGCCAAGGCCAGCGUGGAGCCCUUGAACUGCGACAGCUGGUGGCAGGCCAUGCAGUGCUGCACCUGUCUGAUCCAGAGCGCCGUGUGGAAGAAGGGCUCCGUGUGACGACGCCGACGAGGAAGCCGGGGGAGUCCCGGCAUCGCCAGGGCGUGGAACUGCAACCAUCGUGAACGGGAAACAGACACGCCGUGCCGUCAGCUAUCCUCCUCUCCUCAGCAAGGAUUUCAACGCUCUGCUCUCUAGAUCUCUCCCAGAUGGACCACCUCACCCCCGCAUCUUCCCGACCGCUCUUUUCCCCCCUCGGCUCGGGUGCCGACCCCCUGUUGCUAACGUAGGUGUUGUGCUUGUCCGCCUCUCUGACUGUUAAUGUCGACUAAUAGACCGCAAGGCCCGUUGCACAGGCAGCUAGUUGAGCUCGUGUUCCUGUUUGUACCUACCAGACUUACUCCUGUUUACAAAACCUGUUUACUCUGCAUUUAUAAAGCUUUACGGUUACGCAAUUAUUUCUGCAAAUAAGCCAUGAUUGCGGGAUUAAACCGAAAAAGAAUUACGGGAUGUAAUGUCACAUAGUGAAGUAGGCGAAAAGCUGACCUCCGGUGAUUACAGUUACAGCCGAGAACCCAAGGGAAAAAAAAAAAAAAAGAAAAAAGACGACGUGACGAGUUUAGGUUCAGAAUGAUG